GGACUGCCAGCUACAGUAACUCACAGGUGAACAGCAGGCGUCAGUCCACCCUGCUCUCCUCUCCCGUCCACUGCCGCUGCUGCCACGCAGACACAAACACGAGCGGCGGAAAAGCUCACGACUCACCACGAAUAACCAACCGCACGACUUCCAAACACAUUUGAGUAGAAAAAAAAUCUCUUGACUUGACCUGAAAAUCUGCCGAUUUAAAAGGACACGAGUAACGCGCAGCUACAGAGGAACUCUUAAUAAAUGAGCUGAAGUGUCUAAAGGAUUUUUUCUCUCUCCGGUCUCCUGUUGGCGUGCAGGAACGACGCGUGCUUCACUGGACCCGGCCAGAGAAUUCGCAGGCUGAUGAAACACUUUGCCAAUCCCUUUUCUUUGCUUUACUGCAACCCAGCGAGAAACCUGCUAAACAUCACAGUAGUGCAGUGGUGAUGGACCUUCGUUUUGACACCUUGGUUAUGCACGGGUUUCAAUUACCAUGCUUUUGCAUGCCUGCUUUUGUGAAAUGCAUCUCUUCUGCUCGCAGUCCCUGCUCGUCUGACUUUUUUAAAGAGCGGCGGAUGCUCAAAAUGCGUCUCCAUCUGUCUGCGUGAGGGAUGGCGACCAAACCGCGCCAAGUCCAAGAGUGGUUAUCUACACGUUCGCACCUGUUCGGUUGGAUAAUGACACUUUAUGCCACAGGUGAAUGAAUUUCGGCUCAGUUUCUCCUAACAGUGUUUUGAAGCUGUUUUUCUGACUCCGACAUUCUGAUCGAGCUUGUUGCACAGUGGCAAUGGAUCUCAAAGUAGAAACCGAAGAAAUGGACACAAAUCAACCUCCACCCAUAGAAGUUUUCGCGCACAGCUCGACUCUGCACGGAAUCUCUCACAUUUUCACAUACGAGCGGCUCUGCAUCAAACGCUGCCUGUGGGUCGUGUUUUUCUUGGGGUCUCUGACCUUCUUGCUGUACGUGUGCGUGGACCGGAUCCACUUCUACCUCGAGUACCCGCACGUCACCAAACUGGAUGAGGUCACGACCCCGAUCAUGACGUUUCCAGCGGUCACCUUUUGCAACCUGAACGCGUUCCGCUUCAGCCAGGUGACGCGCAAUGACCUGUACCACGCAGGGGAGCUGCUGGCCCUGCUCAACCAUAGGUAUGAGAUCAGGGACAUACAACUUGUGGAGGAGAGCGUCCUGGAGAGCCUAAAGGUCAAAGCCGAUUUCCAUAAUUUCAAGCCGCGACCCUUCAACAUGCUGGAAUUCUACGACCGCACCGGCCACGAUAUCAACGACAUGCUGCUCGCCUGCCACUUUCGUGGCACCGAGUGCAGAGCGGAGGACUUCAAAGUGGUCUUCACUCGCUACGGGAAGUGUUACACCUUUAACGCCGGCGGUGAUGGACUCCCUCCCCUAUCUACCACCAAGGGAGGUAUGGGUAAUGGACUCGAGCUCAUGCUGGACAUUCAGCAGGAUGAAUACCUGCCUAUCUGGGGAGAAACAUAUGAGACUUCAUUUGAAGCUGGGGUCAAAGUUCAGAUCCACAGUCAGGACGAGCCGUCCUUCAUUGACCAGCUUGGGUUUGGAGUGGCGCCCGGGUUUCAGACGUUUGUUUCCUGCCAGGAACAGAGGCUGAUAUAUCUUCCCCCUCCCUGGGGAGACUGUAAGGUGACGGCCAUGGAUUCAGACUUCUUUGACAGUUACAGCAUCACAGCCUGUCGCAUCGACUGUGAAACACGCUACCUGGUGGACAACUGCAACUGUCGCAUGGUGCACAUGCCUGGCGAUGCUCCCUACUGCACCCCCGAGCUGUACAAAGAAUGUGCUGACCCAGCUCUUGACUUCCUGGUGGAGAGAGACAAUGAUUUCUGUGUGUGUGAGACGCCGUGCAACAUGACCAGAUACAGCAAAGAGCUGUCUUUCGUCAAGAUCCCCAGCAAGGCCUCCGCUAAAUAUCUGGCCAAGAAAUACAACAAAUCUGAGCAUUAUAUUAAAGAGAAUAUUCUGGUUUUAGACAUCUAUUUUGAGGCUCUCAACUAUGAAACUAUUGAACAGAAGAAGGUUUAUGAAGUGGCUGGACUUUUAGGUGAUAUCGGUGGUCAGAUGGGACUUUUUAUCGGAGCAAGCAUACUCACCAUUCUGGAGCUUUUUGACUACCUUUAUGAGGUGAUAAAGUACAAGUUGUGUCGCUGCUCCGAUAAGAAGCACAACAACAACAACAACAACAACGACCAGGGGACGGUCCUGAGCUUAGACGACGUCAAGUGUCACGUCAGCAACUUUCAUUAGGCCUCUGUAGCCGCGAGGAGGGAGCCGCUGCACUCUCUCGUCUCUGAGUGCUUUCAUCGACUUUGUGCGUUGCAGUUUUUCAGACUGCAGGAGCAAACAGAGCAAAGUGUCUUCAACUGUGCCUGGUAACGGUUUGUGGAAACAGCAUGUGGCUGAAGUGAGGAGAAGCAACACAGACAGCAGGACAGCAGAACGUGACGAAUUCAUAAAUGUCUGAAUAAGUGCAUGGUCAUCUGUAAACAGCUUCUCAAGACUAAGUAACAGUUACAGUAAAUGGGAGCAUUAACUGAGCUGAGGUUUAUAUGUGUUCAGUAAAUCAGCAUUAGAAUUCCCAGCUGUGUGGUGGUGUUUGUCAUUUGUCAAUCUGAAGGAUGUCUUUGUAAAAUAAUUGAUGUGAAAGUUUUCUUUUUUUAACUCACAAAAUGUUAUUUAUUAUUUUAUUUUUUUAAGUAUUUGAAUGUCAGUGCUGCACAUUCUUUUCACUUUUGCAUUUGAGGUUUGCUUUCAUCACCCUUUUGUGCUCGACUUUUCCACCAACUUUCUAUUUUUAUAUUCAUGUCAUCCGACUUUAUCCAUGUCUUUUCUUGUUAAAACCUGAGCAUUUUGCCAAUAUACUCUAUUACCUCAUCUUGUAGGGGGGCAGCGCCCUUAAUAAUUUACAGCAAAUUAUUAAUAAAAAAAAAGGUAAUUUCCAUGUUUAGAAAUGAGCAGAAUGUGUGCCCAGAUAGCGCAGUUGGUAGAGCAGGCGCACGUAUAUAGAGGUUUAGUCCUCGAUGCAGUGGUGCAGGGUUUGACUCUGACCUCAGCCCUUUGCUGCAUGUUGUUCCCUCUCUCUCUCUCUCUCUCUCUCUCCCCUUUCAUGUCUUCAUCUGUCCUGUCGGCAGAAUAGGUUGAAAAAAACAUCUGGCCUUAAAGCGAGUCCGCGUAACAGUUGCUGAGCAACAGUCAGAGGUCUUUUUAACAGAAGACAUUUUGACAUGUCACAGUAGGAAUAUCAAAGGUGUAAAUAAUUAAAUUAAUGAUGUCACACUGUCACAACUUUUACAGGGACCAGGGGCGUAGCACAAAAUUCUGGGCCCUGUAGAAAGGCAUUUUCUAUGGGCCCCUCCAUAAGAAAAAGAGUUUGACAUUUGGGAAAUGAGCUUAUUAGCUUUCUGGCAGAGAGAUGAGAAGAUGAGAAGAUUGAUACCACUCUCAUAAAAGAGUGGUAUCAAUCGUCUCAUCUGUCUCCACUAGAGAGCAAAAGGAUGUAUUUCCCAACAUUUUGAACUUUUGAUUUAAACACUUAGUAUUAUGAAGAACCUAAAGUUAAAUGAGCUACAACAAGAACUUUAAGAUGAAAAAGAUGGAUGGAUACACAGCAACAAAAUUAAAUGCACAAAAAACAUAUUAUAAACAAAUGUUUAAAAAGCCCUUUUCCAUGUGGUGCUACAUACUAUCUAAUUUGCCUUCAAAUUCCCUUAUAAUGACAAUCACUGUCCCUCGUAUUUACUGACAAGAUUUAAAAAAGGUUAUUAUUUAAGGGGCUGUCGUACAUUUGUACAUGUACGUAGAUGCUGUUCUUCACAUUUAAGGGAAUUUACAUUCGGUAAGAUAAAAUUAAUGAGAAUGUUGAAUGUGUCUUCUAGGGCUCUAAGUUGCAUGUAUAGCAGCACUAGCAGGCGUCUUAAAUGUGGUCCAUCGAUGAACAUGGUUGAAUCCCGUGAGCAUGUAUUUAUUUGUGCGUGUGUGUGCACCAAAUUCAGAAGCUGAUGAAGGAAAAAUUCGGAAUUCUGCCCUCAUAUCCAAAACACUGUAUUUGUUAUCAGUUAGUCUGUAAACAUGUCAGCUCUGGCGGUGCAUGUUUAUUCCGUGUCUAAUUUGACUCUGUUGACAGAAAUCAAACAAUAUUCUUUUGGCAUUAAUCUACUUGCACUUAUUCCCAAUGGGCUCAAUGAUAUUCUUAGCAGGAAAUGGGAAUUGUAUAGCUUAGCUGUGAAGUGUUAUUAUCAAGCACAAUCAUACCAUCAACUGUAAUGCAAUGUAAAUAUUGGCUAAUAAUCUUACGGUAUUAUCAUAGUCUUAUCUGUGUAAUGUUGUACUUGUAUUUAGCUGUGUCUCUUUUUCUGUGCAUAUGAUUGUAGGUUUUCUUUAUCAAAAGUAUAUUUAUCAAAAAUUUAAUUAUGCUUCUACUGUAUUUGUCAGUAAAUAAAAAUUAACAGCUGGAGUGAUUUCCAGCAUCCACUGCAUGAGCUCAUGCAUCUCAAUACAAGUCCUCUGGCCGCCAUGCUUUCAGGUUUUGUUUUAUUUUUGCCUCCAUUUUAAAAUUUUCAUUUUCAUUUUGAUGUAUGAAAGGAUGAUUAUUUUAGUCUGGUGAUAUAUAAAUAAAUUAUGAACUUAAAGCAGUUGUUAUAUUAGAGAUUAAAUGCUAACUUUAUGUUACUUUUAUUCAC
This is a messenger RNA of Perca fluviatilis (European perch), 4704 nucleotides long. RefSeq names its product acid-sensing ion channel 1A-like. Gene Ontology annotation, biological process: sodium ion transmembrane transport. The record is from RefSeq and is a predicted model, not a curated record. The coding region runs from base 779 to 2272 and encodes 497 amino acids. Gene Ontology annotation, cellular component: membrane. The transcript is spliced from 10 exons. Lineage: Eukaryota; Metazoa; Chordata; Actinopteri; Perciformes; Percidae.